Molecule: messenger RNA, 4574 nt
Organism: Tachysurus fulvidraco (yellow catfish)
Lineage: Eukaryota; Metazoa; Chordata; Actinopteri; Siluriformes; Bagridae
Product: calmodulin-regulated spectrin-associated protein 3
Exons: 20
Coding region: 221-4240 (1339 amino acids)
Biological process (GO): neuron projection development; cytoplasmic microtubule organization; negative regulation of microtubule depolymerization
Cellular component (GO): microtubule minus-end
Molecular function (GO): microtubule minus-end binding; spectrin binding; calmodulin binding
Source: RefSeq, a predicted model, not a curated record
GUGUGUGUGUGUGUGUGUGUGUGUGUGUGUGUGUGUGUGUGUGUGUGUGUGUGUGUGUGUGUGUCACACGUCCUCCUCUCCGCUCAUUAGACUGAAGGAUGGAGACAGAACAGAGGAAACAAUAAAGAUGAACUGAUCCAUUGGAUGUAAAACAGAAGACGGAAAUAAGACUAUAAACAUUUUCCCAGUGAUUUUCGGACCAUUUGUGUGUUUGUCUGUGAUGGUGGACUCGGUACCGGAGAUCAGGCCUCUGGAGCGCUAUGAGCCGAACCGAGCCAAAACCUGCGCCAGUCUCCGGUGGCUCCUGUGCAAAGCGUUCGGUUCCUCAGAUGAUGUUCCAGCAGAUCUGAGUGAAUCUAUACCUAGUGAUCAGGAUGGUGAUGCAGUGGGCGUGGCUCUGGAGUGCCUCCUGCUGUCCUGUGAGCUGUACUCUCGCACAUAUCUGUCUGUCCAGCAGCGAAACACACACUCGCAAACACACUCACACACACACUCGCACAAAGACCUGCUGCAGCUACUCCAGCAGCACAGUGCACCACCAAUACACACUCAAACACACACACCGGUCACGGACACUGAACUGUCAAGCAAACCUAUCAACAUGGCAGCUCAUUUGGCCCUGAUAGAUUCCCUGAUGUCACUGGCUGCCAUGGAGACGGUCAGCGUGGUAAAGAUGGCCAAGGAGGCGGAGCAGUUUGGGGAUGGAAGCAGCUGGGAAAACUCACUCCUGUUCUGGAUCAACAAGUUGAAUCAAAAGUUGAGAGAGAGCACAGAGACUGAAGAGGGUCAGAAGACACAACGCUGCACAGAUCUCCAACCUCUUCAACCAUCUUGUCCAUCACGCUGGUACUGGAAGCUGGUUCCACAUGCCAUCGCUUUUUGUUUGAAGGAGUCGGGGAAAAAACCUCCAGUGAUCCGCUACAGAAAGGACAAGGUGCGAUCUAAACAGACUCCCACCUUUUCAGUCGUGUCUGGAGUGCAAGAUCUGUCCAACGGCUGUGCCAUCGCUGCUACCGUACACUUCUACUGCCCCCAGAUUUUGCCCCUAGAAGAAGUUUGUCUGAAGGACACCAUGUCAGUAGCAGACAGCUUAUAUAAUCUGCAGUUGAUUAGAGAGUUUUGCAAUGACCACCUGCAAGGCUGCUGCCCACUAGGUUUUGAGGACCUACUGUAUGCCCCGCCCAUAUUAUGGGUGAACAUCAUGUGCUUCUUGGCUGAGCUCCUUGCUGUGUUUGAAGUGCAAAAACCUGAUAUAGUCAAGCCAGUGCACAGCUUGGACCUGACAGAUGCCUCUGAUUUAAAGGACUGCACCAGCCCUAUCAAUGGCAAUAGUGGAUCACAGUUCCUGCUUAAGCAACCCCUCUUAUCAUUGACAUCCCCAGUUUCUUCUAAUGGUGGAACAGAUGGCCGAGGCUGGGGUAAAAAACAGAUCAGUCGUCCUUUCUCUGCUGUGGCUUUUAGCAUUCCUUUUCCUCUGGACAGUGAUGUGGAUGUCGUAAUGGGCAAUCCUCUGUUCCGGUCAGUUAGCACUGACAGCCUCACCAUGGCAACAAACCCUGCUUUGUACUCACCUCCUGAAGAUCUGAGUAAGCUGAUAGGUCAGGCUCCGCUGGGGGAGUUGCCUGCUAUUGAGGAGGCACUGCAAGUCAUUCACACAGUGCGGAAUGAACCACGUCAGCGUCCAGAGGGGGCACCAGCUGGUUUCUUCCUCCACUCCCAUGAUAAGGAUGAGACCAGACUGAGCAGCUCUGCCCCGUGCCGUUCUGGGAUGAUGUACAGACCAAUCAGUGGGGAAGGAAUUAGUGACAGAAGGCCAACAGGUUGUUCCAAAGAUUCUGACAUGCCAGAAGACCUUGGAACACCCACCAAUGGACCAACAGGAGGCCAAAUGACAAGUUUCGCUGAGCGUAGGAAAAGGCUUCCAGAGUCUCCGGGGGCUUCUAGGGUCCUGGGCUCAGAGGAACCUUCAAGCCCAGGGAUGAUGAGCCCUGUUGGCACAGCGGAGGCUGAGGAGCUAGGGGCACAAUUGGAGGAAAAACGCAAAGCCAUUGAAUCACAGAAGAGACGGAUAGAGGCAAUCUUUACAAAGCACAGACAGAGACUCGGCAAGAGCGCCUUCCUACAACUGCAACGGCAACAAGGGGAAGGAGGAAAUGGAGUCAAAGAAGAGGCAGAUUCACUUAGUCUAGAUGAAAGACUUAAUAAAAUGGAGGAAGCGCUUCAAAAAGAGGAAGAUAAGGAGAAAGAGGAAGACAAGAGAAAGAAAGACAAGAAAAAAGACGAGGAAAUAGAAGAGAGGGACAGAGAACAAAAUGUCAAACUGCCACCCAAACUGGAGAAGCAGGUGACAUUCUCAUUGGAGCCGGAGAAGGUGCCUGAGAAAGAGCCACCACUGGUUGAAUACAACGAGGCAGUGUCCAAGCUAACCUCUGCCUUGCAAGCACUACAGAAGGAUAUGCAGCGUCUCACAGAACAGCAACAGAAGCUUAUGGGAAAGAAAACAUCAGCAUCUUCAUCAUCCAAAACCCUGCCACUUAAAACAAUCCCAUCUCCAAGCAAAGCAUGGGUCAUACCAGCAAGUCCAAAAAUCGCAGCCACACCCCCUCGUCUCUCACGUGAAUCCACCCGUGACCUUUCACCCUCAGGGUCACCAUCACGUCAAAGUGACCUUAAAUCACCUAAAACAUCCAAAAACUCCACUCGUAAGCUUUAUAACAACUCCCCUCCUCCUAAGAGCCCCAAACGACAGCACCCCAGCCGUCCCAGUGACCUUGGUUUCCAGCCCCUCACCCGUGUCCUCUCACCUCUCCAGAAUGUUGACACACUACCCCACCUUCGACGUGUUUCUCCCAGUCAAUGUCAGGUGCAGACCAACUCCACCCUUCGAAUCGGAGGUCCACGAACACCCCAGGAGCCUGAAAGUCAACCCCAACAGCAAUCAGCCCAAGAGAGUGCAGAGUCUGAAUCUGCUUCCAGCGACGAGCACACUCCAAUUUUCAGUCUGGAACUGGAGCCCACUGACCCUGCACCACCCCCUGCUGUGGAAUGUGCUGCGAGUGUUUGUGCUGGCAGUAGCUCUGGAGCACCCUCUGAGUGCUCAUUUCUCAGCGAUGUGCUUGUCAGCGCCUCACUGAGGCAGGAGGAGGGAGAGACAGAUCAGGAGCAGCUUGACAUCUUCUCCUCUGACUCUAUGAGUGACCACACGGAGACAGAGAGCAGAGCAGGGGUCAGCUUCUACUUUAAGGAGGAAGGUUUGUCAGAGGAGGAGAUGGCACUUAAGAGAGCUUUGUUACUAGAGCGACAGCAAAGACGGGCAGAAGAAAUAAAGAAACGGAGAGAGAGACAGGAGCAGGAGAACCCGAGCCAUCUGUCUUCUACAGACAGUCUGCUCCAGUAUGUGACUCCAUCCCUUUCCCAGUCUCUGCCCACCACAUAUCCUCCUCCACUGCCACCCCAGACUGCAAACACCCCUAGGACACCUCAGGCCACACCCCCCGGGACACCACAAAGGCGUGGGGGGUUCACAAAGGCAGAGUAUGAGCGAAGACACCAGCUGAAGAUAAUGGCUGAUCUGGAGAGGGCGCUGAAGCAGAAACCGGCACAACGCAGCAACAAGAAACACACACACUCACCACGCAAGGAGAAAAAAGUCGAACAGCAGAACCUUGUCCAGCCCAAUGGACCCCUGCCUCCAGACAAAGCCACCAGCACCUCUGACUCCACCUCUAAAUUGAUGUCACCUGGACUUCUAUCCAAUCAGAAUGGAGAGAAGGACUGGGAAAAUGGCUGCAAUGGUUCUUCUCCAGCAGAAUAUACUGGACCCAAAUUGUUCAAAGAGCCAAGUUUAAAAUCCAACAAGUUCAUCAUCCACAAUGCUCUGUCACGCUGCUGCCUUGCAGGAAAGGUCAACGAGAGUCAGAAGAACAAGAUUGUUGAGGAAAUGGAGAAAAGCUCAGCCAACCACUUCCUCAUCCUCCUUCGUGAUUCUAACUGUCAGUUCCGUGCUAUCUAUACGUUGGAUGGCCAGUCAGGUGAGAUGCAGAGGCUGUGUGGUGUCGGCCCUCGGACGAUUCCCUGCUCUUCGGUGGAGGCCAUUUACAAGUACAACUCGGACAGGAAGCAGUUCAGCACGCUGCCAUCUCGCACCGUCAGCAUGAGUGUGGACGCCUUCACUAUUUCUGCUCAGUUAUGGCAAAGCAAGAAACAAAGCACACCUAAAAAAACAGCCACUCCUAAAUAGGUAGAUGAUGCCUUUAAAACAGGCGACUGCUUAGUCUUGAGGUUCCCGUUCCUGGACUGUAUAUGGUUUAUGGAAUACCAAUCUGUGGGACAAUUUAUCCCAAAAUUUUAGCAUCUUAACCAUGAACAACCAUGAACAGUUGCAAAAAAAAAACCAAAAAAACAGAAUUCUGGUUGCUGGAGGUUUUAUCUUCUAACAUGUUUGGGUGAGGGGGCACAGUGGCUUAGUGGUUAGCAUGUUUACCUCACACCUCCAGGGUUGGGGGUUCGUUUCCACCUCCGUGUUGUGUGUGUGGAGUUUGCAUGUUCUCCCCGUGCCUCGGGGGUUUCCUCUG